CCUAGCCCGACGACCGCCAUGAUCGCUGACCAAGCCAAGACCAAGAAACACUUCCCCUCCUUCUGGAACACCCUCAAACAUCCCAAGCCCCACACUUCCGCCCUACCACUCCCCACCUCUUACGAAUCACUAACCGACUCGCAGAGAUCGGUCUAUCAAUUCCUGGUCGACUCUCUCAGCUCUCCCGACUUCGAAUUACCAGUAACAACACCUCCAACGGGCUCAGGGGGGGCCCGUCUGCAGCCAUUAAUGGGCAAUGAGCUUCCCAACCAAGGACACUCAUCAUCAUCCAGACGGCUCACACAGUCUGAGAAAUGCUUCUGCUCUAGAGAGGCCAUCUUCAGGGUCUGCAGAGCCGUCAAAUGGGACCCCCAUAGGGCCCUCAAACGGCUCAUCGACACUCUGGCUUGGAGGAGAGAAUUCGAGGUCGAGCGGAUCGAUUAUCGACUGCUUUCAGUCGAGGCCGAGACCGGCAAACAGUUCACACUAGGAUACGACAACCACCAACGCCCGGUCCUAUACAUGUUCCCAUACCGACAGAACACGAAGCCGUCGCGGGACCAGAUCCGGCUGUUGGUCUGGUAUCUCGAGCGGACGAUUGCGCUGAUGCCUCCCGGGGUCGAGUCGUUGACGUUGGUGAUCGACUUUGGCGGGCCGGAUGCCGCCCGAAUCAAGGGCCCCGGUAGUCAACCUACCCCCAUCUCUGUGGCCAAAGAAGUCCUCAAAAUCCUCCAAACUUAUUAUUGUGAACGUUUGGCGCAGGCGAUUUGCAUCAAUGUGCCUUGGAUCUUCUGGGGCUUUCUGAAACUAUUGACGCCGUUUAUCGAUCCGAAAACAGCAGAAAAAGUCUUAUUUGAUCCCGUGGUCUCGGAGCACGUGCCUUCUGAACAGCUCCUAAAAAAGGGUUUCAACGGGACGCUCGAUUUCCAAUACGAUCAUGAGGUUUAUUUCAAGUUAUUUGCCGAGUUGACAGCCCAUCGACAGGAGAAGAUGUUGGCCAGAUAUGCACGAUACGGGAACGGGAAGAUCGGGAUGAGUGAAUAUGUGCUACGGGGCGGCAAUAGUCGGAUGAACAAGAAGGAGGGGCGCCGGGAGCAGUCUGUUGGGACGUCGUCUAGUACGACUGCAAUAAGCCGUCGAUCUGCAACCUCCUCUCCCGCUGUUCUUAAUUUCGGUACUCGGUCGGCUUCUCCGGUCGAUGAUCGAGCUCGCCAAUUAGACGAUUCAGAUACUAGAGUCAGGCCAGAAAAGGAGCCGAAACUGAGUAACGUGGAUCGUCAUCGGCCACCUCCGAUGGACUUAUCAGAUACUUCUACACAUACUUCAAAAGGCUGGUGCGGCUCACCUAAUCAUUUGAAAAACGUCAAACUUGCACCGGCUGGCGAGAGAAUCGCCUCCUCAAGACCUCUGUCUCCUCACUCCUUCUCCUCCUCCCCAUCCCCCAUUGAUCAACAUUCACGCCACUUGGAUGCAAUCAACGAAGAUAAAAAGAUGAGUUCAACCCAAAAGCCUUCGAAAUGUGUGUUUUCGUUCCACUCCAAAAAAACGAGCAAGACUAAUCGAGGAGUGACGACGGAUCCGAUUCCGAGGAGAACUCUCGCGCCAUCCUACGAGACUGCUUCUUCCGCCGUCGUCUCCCGUUCCCUUGCCUCUGCUGCUGCUUCUUCUUCUUCGAACCCACAAGCACGCCCCUCUCUCUCCGCGGGAGCUCGGCCACUUUAUCAACCUUUUUUGGAUGGCGCCCGAAUCGGCCGUCAUGAUCAUGUUCCGCUGGGCUCUCUUCAAGCUGAUAGUUUGGGCUCUAGUCGAAGGAUUCGUAGGAUUUGCUCCUAAUACAUCCCCGCUUCUCCUACCCCUUUUUUUGUCUGGCUUGCAAUCGUACUUGCUGUGUCGCUCUAUCCAGAUCUCCUCAAA
Messenger RNA from Puccinia graminis f. sp. tritici CRL 75-36-700-3, 1914 nucleotides. RefSeq lists its product as uncharacterized. The record is from RefSeq and is a predicted model, not a curated record. Gene Ontology annotation, molecular function: phosphatidylinositol transfer activity. NCBI's taxonomy places the organism in Eukaryota, Fungi, Basidiomycota, Pucciniomycetes, Pucciniales, Pucciniaceae. The transcript has 6 exons. Bases 19 to 1833 code for a protein of 604 amino acids.